Messenger RNA from Helicoverpa zea (corn earworm), 2100 nucleotides. It is a transcript of the gene Sobp, whose product is annotated as sine oculis-binding protein homolog. Bases 198 to 1898 code for a protein of 566 amino acids. The record is from RefSeq and is a predicted model, not a curated record. The transcript is spliced from 5 exons. Gene Ontology annotation, biological process: animal organ development. Gene Ontology annotation, cellular component: nucleus. Lineage: Eukaryota; Metazoa; Arthropoda; Insecta; Lepidoptera; Noctuidae.
ACCAAUCACGGCUCACUUCAGUCGCGCUGCGAACGCCGCGCGAAGCGCACGUAUCGUUACCCUCACGCCGCUACGCGCAGCAAAUAAUGUUUACGCGAACGCUAAAGUUGGACAAGAAAAACUUUUGAAAAUUCCUGUAAAUAUUUUCUCGUGUUAUUAUCAUUAAAUAUUGAGCAUAGUGACUUUGUAUAUCUAAGAUGGACAAUAAAACACCCGCCAAUCCCACUUCUCCACCAAGGGCGCAAGUGAAAAAAGAAAAUGAAGAAGAAAUCAAGUUGCUGAACGAUAAUAAGGACUUCGCAGAAACAGCGAUGAAUGAGCUACUAGGCUGGUACGGGUAUGAAAGACUGGAGUUACGGAGAUGGGCAGCAUCGCGAGCUCGAGACGCCUCCAGUCCUGAACAGGCCAGCGAACAGAAAAAUAAAGCAGACGAGUGCUCGUGGUGCAACAAAAGUCUCCCGAGCGAGGGUUCGGCGUUGCAGCAUGCGGGUGCCACAUUUUGCUCGGAGCUGUGCUUCAGCCAAUCAAGGCGCGCCAACUUCAAGCGAGCGAAGACCUGUGAUUGGUGCAGGCAUGUCAGACACACUGUGGCGUACGUCGAUUUUCAGGACGGUGCCACACAGCUUCAAUUCUGCUCCGACAAAUGCCUAAACCAAUACAAGAUGCACAUCUUCUGCCGCGAGACGCAAGCUCACCUCGAUCUCAACCCGCAUUUAGUCAACGCGUCAUCAUCAUCCAACCUCAUCACCCCGGAGCUCUGGCUCAAGAACUGCAAGAGCCGGUCAGCAUCACCAACUUCAGAACGUUCAGGGUCGCCCAACCCAGAUAAUGUUCCCACCAAAACCACAAACAUAGAAAAGACAGAAGCACAAAAGACGCAAAACAGAUCUCCGCUUCCUCUGAUUACUAUUGCACCAACUGCAAAGCUGAUGAAGCAAAAACGGCCUUCCGAUGAGGCAUUAUCAGUACAGAAAUCACCAGAAGCGAAAAAAGACGUUAGAAACACUAAAAUGAAUUUGCGUAAACGGAGGACGUCGAAGUGUUCGGCCACGGUCACAUCGCAAACUGUGAGGCAACGGACUUCUACUCCGAAAGCGCAAGACUUGCGCAUGUGCAGCCCCUCCGACGGAUCUUCACCGGCAUCAACCGCAGGGAAUGUUAUUCACUCGCCUCCGCAUCCCAUCAACACACACCCACCUCCUCCGCCGUUUCCACCAAACCCGAUGUUUAGCAUGCCACCUCCAAUGUUCUUGGAUAAUCACGAUCCGAGGCACCCACAUGGUAUGUUCCCACCGCGAUUAAACUUUAUGCCUCGUCCAGGCUUUCCUCUAGAGCGGCCCCGACUCCCUGGCCUCCCACCGCCGUUGAACUUCCCCACGCCAAUCGGCCAGGCUCCACCGGUCACGAUAUUAGUCCCUUACCCGGUUAUCUUACCAAUACCGCUCCCCAUUCCGAUACCGAUACCGUUUUCGGCGUUCGUGCAGGCUCACUGCGCAACGAAAGUAAAAACCGAAAGCAAACCAGACACAGCAGAGGUAGAAGAACCCUUAGACUUCACAAUGAACAGUGAUAAAAACAAGAGAGAUGAGGAAGUGUCGGGAUGUGCGAGCGAAUCGCCCUCGGAGCCUGCAUUAGACAAGAGUCCGGUAGGCGAACAAAACAACGACCGACUCGAGGAAGACAAAAUGGAAACAGAAAUUAAUGAGACUGGAAAUCCGGAACAGACUUUGCCAAAAUUCAAAAUAACUAGACUCGGAAAUAAAAUGGCGAAAAUAGUUGCCAAGAGUAGAGAACCAUCAGAAUCCACAAGGCCACUGAGGAAACGGCGGAGACUGGUGGAAGUGUCCACUGACGACGAAGCGCUCAUUCCAAAGACGAGGAAAAUAGUAGAAGUUUAGAUAAUCCAAAUAAUCUCAUUAUUCUCUGAUACAUAUCACAAACGCAUGAUAAUCCGAACAGAGUUCAUUAUACUUUCAGGUUGCUAGUCUUUAGUUGUAAGAUGCUAUUAAAAUUUUGUCUUAGGUAUUAGGGCGCACUGUAAAUGUGAUAUUAGUAACUUAUUACUUCAAUGUAUGUAAAAUAAAAAUUAUUACUACUCUA